UCGAUCUGUUAGCUCUUCUCUGCCCUAGGGCUGUCCUGACAUCCUCUCUCUCUCUCUCUAUCUCUGUGUGUUUUUGACGCUAACCACCAUGGGCCUCUCAAAAACAUUCUCAGCUUCCGAUGUCUCUGUCCACUCAACCUAUGCCUCUCGCUAUAUCCGAGACUCACCUGCUAAGUAUAAGAUGCCGGAGAAUUCAACGCCAAAGGACGUGGCGUUCCAGAUGAUCAAUGACGAGCUGAUGCUUGAUGGGAAGCCAAGGCUCAACUUGGCUUCGUUUGUGACAACAUGGAUGGAGCCAGAGUGCGAGAAGCUUAUCAUGGAUUCCCUGAACAAGAACUAUGUUGACAUGGAUGAGUACCCUGUUACCACUGAGCUUCAGAAUCGGUGCGUGAACAUGAUAGCAGAUCUAUUCCAUGCACCGCAUGAAGAAGGUGAGGCUGCGACUGGAACAGGAACAGUAGGAUCAUCGGAGGCCAUAAUGCUGGCAGGCCUUGCAUUCAAGAGAAAGUGGCAAAACAAGAUGAAGGCUCAAGGCAAGCCUUACGAUAAGCCUAACAUUGUCACUGGUGCCAAUGUCCAGGUAUGCUGGGAGAAGUUUGCAAGGUAUUUUGAAGUAGAACUGAAGGAAGUGAAAGUGAGGGAAGACUAUUAUGUAAUGGACCCUGUCAAGGCUGUGGAGAUGGUGGAUGAAAACACCAUCUGCGUUGCUGCUAUUUUGGGAUCAACUUACAAUGGAGAAUUCGAAGAUGUGAAGCUCUUGAAUGAUCUCUUGCUGGAAAAGAACAAGCAAACUGGAUGGGAUACCCCAAUUCAUGUCGACGCUGCCAGUGGUGGGUUCAUUGCACCAUUCUUGUAUCCUGAUCUUGAAUGGGACUUCCGUCUUCCACUGGUGAAGAGCAUCAAUGUCAGCGGCCACAAGUAUGGCCUUGUUUAUGCUGGAAUCGGGUGGAUUGUUUGGAGGGCCAAAGAGGACUUGCCUGAAGACCUUAUCUUCCACAUCAAUUACCUUGGAGCUGACCAGCCCACCUUCACCCUCAAUUUCUCUAAAAGUUCUAGCCAGAUUAUUGCUCAAUAUUAUCAGCUUAUCCGAUUGGGUUUUGAGGGAUACCGUAAUAUCAUGGAGAAUUGUCAGAACAAUGCAAUGGUGCUAAAAGCCGGGCUGAUAAAAACAGAACGCUUUAAGAUUUUGUCAAAGGACAUCGGGGUUCCAGUGGUGGCGUUUUCUCUCAAGAAUAGAAGCCGUUACAAUGAGUUUAAGGUGUCUGAAAAUUUGCGUCGGUCCGGGUGGAUUGUGCCUGCAUAUUCCAUGCCGGCGGACGCUAAGCAUGUGGCCUUGCUCCGUGUUGUCAUAAGGGAAGACUUCUCUUGCACUCUUGCUGAGCGACUUGUCUCUGAUAUUACUCACGUCCUGCAAGAGCUCGAUAUGCUGCAUCCAGCUGCUCCUCCUGCCAUUGAAAAUGGUCAUCUCAAAGUGGCUGCAAAUGGCCUCCUCAAAGUGCCUGCAAAUGGUGUUGCAAACGGUGAUCACAAAGUGGCUGCAAAUGGUGUUGCAAAUGGGAAGGCAUAGGAAGUUUAUUACUAGCAACUUCUUUUUGUUGUCGGAGAUCGAGUCUAUUUGAACUUCAUAACGUCGAUCAUAUAGGAGUUUUUUUUUGUUCUCCUUUUGUUUGAGGUGUUUUUCUCUUUUUAGGCGUUUGAUUAUUAUACUUUGAGGAGUCCUAAUUAUGAGUCGUGUUAAUUUCUCGGGCUAAUUUACUAAUUCUAUUGCCCCUUAUAUAUUGACAGAAUUUUUGAGAUUGACA
Prunus dulcis (almond) is the source of this 1802-nucleotide messenger RNA. Its product is annotated as glutamate decarboxylase 4-like. The record is from RefSeq and is a predicted model, not a curated record. Gene Ontology annotation, biological process: L-glutamate catabolic process. The transcript is spliced from 7 exons. NCBI's taxonomy places the organism in Eukaryota, Viridiplantae, Streptophyta, Magnoliopsida, Rosales, Rosaceae. Gene Ontology annotation, molecular function: pyridoxal phosphate binding; glutamate decarboxylase activity. Bases 89 to 1567 code for a protein of 492 amino acids. Gene Ontology annotation, cellular component: cytosol.